AUGCCGCCGUUGCUGCAACGUCCCAUCUUCCUGCGAUCCUUGCUCUCGUCAUCGUCAUUGCCCGUCACGCGCGUUGUGCGUCCGUCUUUACGUCCAUUUGCUCCCCUCGCCGCGCCUUCUCGCACGGCCUUGUCCAGCUUCGCAACCUCUAGCGCCAACAGUCACCGUGGGAGUGACCCCUGGAACAAGAUGGCUCCCGGCGACGUCAGCAAGUAUCUCCAGCAGACGCACGACCGCGUCUUUGAGAGCAACCGUGCGUGGGCUGCCCAGAAGCGCAGCGAGGACCCUGCGUUCUUCGAAAAGCUCGCCGCCGGCCAGAACCCCGAGUACCUGUGGAUCGGCUGCAGCGACUCGCGCAUCCCGGCCGAGCAGAUCACGGGCCUGGGCCCCGGCGAGGCCUUUGUGCACCGCAACAUUGCCAACCUGGUCUGCAACAUCGACGUCAACGUUAUGUCCGUUGUCAACUACGCCGUCGACCACCUGCACGUCAAGCACAUUGUCGUCUGCGGCCACUACGGCUGCGGUGGCAUCAAGGCGGCCAUGACGGCCAAGGACCUGGGCCUCCUGAAUCCCUGGCUGCGCAACAUCCGCGACGUCUACCGCCUGCACGAGGCCGAGCUCGACGCCAUCGCCGGCGAGACCGCGCGCUACAACCGCCUGGUCGAGCUCAACGUCCUCGAGCAGUGCCGCAACAUCAUCAAGACGGCCGCCGUGCAAAAGAUGUACGCCAAGAACGGCUUCCCCAUUGUCCACGGCUGGGUCUUUGAUUUCCACGACGGCCUGCUCAAGGACCUCAACGUCGACUUUAAGCAGAUCCUGGCCGAUAUCCAGAAGAUUUACAACCUGACGGAAGAGUAA
Messenger RNA from Sporothrix schenckii 1099-18, 858 nucleotides. RefSeq names its product carbonic anhydrase. The coding region runs from base 1 to 858 and encodes 285 amino acids. The transcript has a single exon. NCBI's taxonomy places the organism in Eukaryota, Fungi, Ascomycota, Sordariomycetes, Ophiostomatales, Ophiostomataceae. Gene Ontology annotation, cellular component: cytoplasm. Gene Ontology annotation, biological process: cellular response to oxidative stress; cellular response to carbon dioxide; carbon utilization. Gene Ontology annotation, molecular function: carbonate dehydratase activity; zinc ion binding. The record is from RefSeq and is a predicted model, not a curated record.